Molecule: messenger RNA, 4333 nt
Organism: Podarcis raffonei (Aeolian wall lizard)
Lineage: Eukaryota; Metazoa; Chordata; Lepidosauria; Squamata; Lacertidae
Gene: RNF229
Exons: 3
Coding region: 1-1518 (505 amino acids)
Biological process (GO): protein K63-linked ubiquitination; protein localization to mitochondrion; protein autoubiquitination
Cellular component (GO): endoplasmic reticulum membrane
Molecular function (GO): ubiquitin protein ligase activity
Source: RefSeq, a predicted model, not a curated record
AUGACUGGUCCUGCCCCGGUGUUCAGAAGUGCUGCGGCAGUUGCCCACGAGAUUGCACUAAUCCUGUCUAAGUGGCCCCCACUCUCAGACCCUUCCCUCUCCACCUGGGAGCAGCAGUAUGGCAAAAGGCAGGAGCUGGUUUCAGAGGAGAAGGGGAAAACCCUCAAGAAGGAGACCAAUCAACAGCCCAAGGGCGCCAGGUCGUUCCGUCGAAAGAUUCGUGGGUGGCUUCGGUUGAGCAGCCGCCCACCUGGAAGGCCUCUUCUGUGGAGCAGGUCGCGCCUGUCUCCAGAUACGGAAACAGCCGCCUUGCGAGUCGCCAAACCGGUCCGUCGAGAAUCUGUCCUCGUAUUAUUUGGCAGGCGAAAGCGCUCACCGCUCUACGGGCAAAAAGACGCCGGAGAACUCCGAGACGCUCAGCCGCACCCACCGGUGGGGUGCGCGGACCCCCGAACCGGCCCCCGAGGAUCGCCAGGGGCCGCCUGGCGCAGCUCUCUGCCCUCGAACCCGGAGCCUCGGCGGCGCCAAACGAAGCGAAGCCUGGCCUGGAGCGGCAGAGUCGCGGGCCCCAGGCCUUGUUCGCCCGCGGAGAUUUCGAGCACCAGCCCCAGCGGUUCGGAGGGGUUCGCCGCACCGGAGGAAGGAGAGGGCGGCCCGCGGGGCACCGGCACCCUUUGCCAGGCCCAGGAGGGAGCGCUGGGGGAAGAUGAAGCCUCUGUCGCCUCGACAACAGGGAAAGGAGACCGGGUGGUGCCCGAAGACGCGGCGACGAGCGGCGACGAGGAGGAUGGCGCGUCCAGAAAGUCCCCAGGGCUCCUCGGGGACGCGCUUGAGCCCGAGCGGGCGGCGUCUGCGUCUGAAGGAGAGUUCGACUGCAUUCUCCCGGCGCCCGGUGGACCAGAGGAUGCGAAUGGCGCGGCAGGAACGGGCGAGAACGAGCCUCCUUCGGCGCUGCCCAGCGCGUCCCCCGACGGAGAGGAGGAUGCGGAGUGCCCGAUCUGCACAGAGUUUUACGACGGCGACGUCCACCGCCCGUCGCGCCUGAACUGCGGCCACGAGCUGUGUGCGCGCUGCCUGGGCGCAGUCCUGGAGGCGUCGGGCGCCGCCGAAAUCGGCCGCGCGCGCUGCCCGCUGUGCCGCCAGAAGACGCCGGUGAUGGAGUGGGAGAUCCGGAAGCUGCAGGAAGAGAUGCUCUUGCUCGAGUCGCCGCAAGAAUCGGCGGCCGGGCGCGCGGAAUUCGAACCCUUGCCCGAACGCCGGCCCGGCGCCUGGGGCCGCCUGGAGCACCGCUUCCAGAUGCGCUUCCGCGCCAGCCGCCCCGAGCACGGCGCCCUGCCCUGCCUGCGCUACCCGCUCGGGAUGGUGCAGGCGCUGGAGCGGCUGGAGCGGCGCAGCCGCUGGCUCUACCGGUUGGUGCUGCUGGGGCUGCUGGCCGCCGAGACGCUCAGCCUGUUGGUCUUCUUCCUGCCGCUGCUGGUGGUCUUUCUGCUCUUCGCCAUCCUGGAGAGGUGGCGGUGAGUUCCGUCGGAUAGGAGAGGAGUGGCUCUCCAACUCGGAUCUUCGCGGGAGGAGCGCGCGCGGGCCUUUCAAAGGGCUGCAGGAUUCGGAGUCAAGGAAGCGCUUUACACAAGGCAAGCAGGAUGGGAACGUGAGAGCGGGAGGCUCUUUGGGCAUUGCAAGCAGGAUUCGAACUCAAGAGCAGCCUUCGGUUGAGCAGGAAUUGCAGAGCCCGAAAAGGAUUCGAAUUCGAGAGUGGCGCCCCUUUCGCCCCUCCUGCUGUCGCCGGCCAAGCAGCUGCGAAAGUGCUUGAGGGCUUGGGUCGUGGAGACGAGAGUGGCCUCAUUCUGGGAGCCGAGUGGUGGGGAAGGGGGAAAGGGACCCGAGGGCCAUCCAGCCCAACCUCCUGCGAGACAGGCAUCUCCACCUGAGCCUCCAGGACAGAUGGCCACCUAACCUCUGCUUGGAAACCUCCAAUGGGAUAUUCAAGAAACAGAGCUAUAAUGGCUGAGAGCCGUCCUCAUCCCUCUUCUCCUCCUUUAAUUUAUCGACCUCUCCUUUAAAGCCGUCCAAGCUGGUGGCCAAAACUACCUCCUGCAGCUGUGAGUUCCAGGGUUUAGCUAUGGGCCAAGUAAACGAGGAUUUUAUUUUGCCCUUUUGCGGAAUGGAGUCAGCUGCUGUAGCCCUUUGGGGUACCUCCUCCCACACCCCCACACCCCUGCUAGGGGGUCAGGGAGACCAUCCUUUUAUUGGAGAUUCUUGCCUUGCAGCGGUUUGGGCUACAUGACCCGUGGCAUCCCAUCCUAUUGUACCACCCCAUGUUCUUAUAACUGUGAUUCUUGCCUUGUGUACACUUGAAAAUGUUGGCAGCAUUAAGAUAAAUUCAACAGUGCAAACAAGUUUUGAUGAAUGUAAUAAUGGAUUACUGAAUGGUUUAGUUUAUGUAAAAUAUGAAGGAAUUUAUGAUAUGCAAAAUGAACCGUGGAAAGAGAACAAGGGAAGUCAUUGACAUUUUCAGGUUGUUUAAAUGAAUAUUCUAAAUUGUAAAACAGAAAAUUUAAUAGAAAUUAUACACAAAAAGAAAAGAAAAGGCCCGUUCUUGUGUCGCCACCCUCUGGACCGCUGAAAGAGGAGGCACACAAAGAAGGGCCUCAGAAGAUGAUCUCAGGGUCCGGGUAGGUUCAUAUAGAAAUAGUCCUUGAGGUAUUGUGGUCCUAAGCUGUUUAAAGCUUUAUAGGUCAAAAUUGGACUUUUAAUUGGGCCUGAAAACUAAUUGGCAGCCAGAGCAGUGGGACCAGGAUUGGUGCAAUAGGCUCAAACCGUCUUGCCCUGGUGAGCAACCUGGCCGCUGAAUUCUGCGCUAGCUGAAGUUUCCACACUGUCUUCAGAGGCAGCCCCACGUAGAACGCAUUGCAGUAAUCUAACCUUGGGAUUACCAGAGCAUAGACAACAGGGGUUAGACUGUCUCUGUCCAGAUAGGGGCGUAGCUGGGCCACCAGCCAAAGCUGAUGGAAGGCACUCUUGGCCACUGAGGCCACCUGAGCCACAAGCGACAGCAAAGGAUCCAGGAGGACCCCCAGGCUAUGAACCUGCUCCUUCAGGGGAAGCGUAACCCCAUCAAGAACAGGCACCUCCCAGUCAUCUGUUCUAGGGAACCACUCACUAACAGGGCCUCUGUCCUAUCUGGGUUGAGCUUCAGUUUGUUGGCUCCGUUAUUGAGGCAAGACACUGAUCCAGAACUUCCACUGCCUCACCUGCAGGUGUAAAGGAGAAACAGAGCUGAGUGUCAUCAGCAUAUUGCUCACAGCAGACUCCAAACCUCCAGAUAAUCCCACUUAGAGGUUUCACAUAGAUGUUAAGCAUCUAUGUUGUUGUUGUUGUUGUUGUUAAUGUGGGGGACAGGAUUGAGCCCUGCGGAACCCCACAUUGAAGGUUCCACGGGGCUGAAUAGCAUUCCCUAAGCAACACCCUAUGAACUAGAUGACCCUCGGGGUCCUUUCCCUGUCAGUUAUUCUAGGAUUUAAUAGCUAUGAUUCCUGCCUUGCAGAGGGAUGAGCUAGAUGACCUCUGGGGAGUCCCUUCCACCUUUCGCAGCUGGCACCUAUAGGAAUCAAUCCCACCUCCUUGGCGUCACCCUUUCUCCUCCUGCCGUUUACUCAGUUUGGUUUGCUCUGCGGUCACCUUGGGAAAUACCCUUCCUCCAGGGGAGUUGCUUUCCAAAGCGGACUUUGAUUUUUUAUCUUUUUCUGCACACACAUACACUGCCGAUUAGAAAUCAAGGCAGCCUUGACCUUGGUGAGACCUCCAGUGCAAGAGGCAAUCUAUCUAGAUUCCAUCAUCAUCAUGACUAUUAUUAUUUAGAAGACUUAUUAUUAUUAUUAUUAUUAUUAUUAUUAUUAUUAUUAUUAUUAGCCUGGAAAGGUGCCUUCUGCAGUACCUGAGGAACCGAGUGCUUCCCACAGUCCCUGGUCCAAGAGCCCAGAGGGGGCAGCAGGUGGGAGGCCAUGGAGGGUCCACCUUCAGACCUUGGGCAAAGUUGCCUGAGGGCAGAGACUCAAGAAGGCUCAGUUUGGCUCCUGGAGCAAGUGGCUGCCUUGAAGCUGCUAUAAGUGAGUAUCCAGUAAAUCACCAAGCUAGACUGGUGAUGGCGGCACUCGCCCUUCUUCUGGUAGGAAGUAUUUUGUGAGGGGAUGAGGGGUCAAGGAGGGUCAGUUGUGGUGGAGUGAGAAACGUCCCUAUUUUCAUCUGAGGAAUGUUGGAGGGUAUGAGAUGGUGCAUUGGCCUGAUCCAGCAGACUCUUCUUAUAUUCUUUUUUUUUUAAAUAUUUUUUAUUAAC